This is a messenger RNA of Miscanthus lutarioriparius, 930 nucleotides long. The record is from the annotation of a GenBank genome assembly. NCBI's taxonomy places the organism in Eukaryota, Viridiplantae, Streptophyta, Magnoliopsida, Poales, Poaceae.
AUGCGGCUCUACUCACCUGCACUCUGUUUGCGGCGAUCAAGCACACAUUCUCAUCCUAACCAGUUCCGAGGAGGAUUCACGCAGAGUAUGGCCUCAUGGAAGUGCCCGCACUCGCAGUCAAGCCUGUACCAUCCGAAGUCGGGUUUAGUUGAUUUUUCGCUUAGCAAGAAUGUAAAGUCUUCUCAGCCACAAAGUAUAAAGUACUUUGUCAACUUAAUGGGCCAGCAGUUCCGUUGUGGACUGUCAACCAGAGAGGGUAGCCUAAGCGUAAAGCUUGACAUUCCUUCGCACGAAAAAUCAAGGAUAGGUUGGAACUGGAAAAAUAUGCAUCACAAGAUAGGAGGUGCAGCAGGUGGACUCUGCUUUGGUUUUUCGGUUACUGGAGUAGCAAGCGCUGAGGUUCCUGUCAUUAGGAUCAAAGACAAUGCCGAAACUUCAUCAUCAUCUACCAGUUCAACUCAUGGGAAGAAAGUCUACACAGAUUAUUCUGUCACUGGUAUUCCUGGAGAUGGAAGAUGUUUGUUCCGCUCUGUGGUACAUGGUGCGUGCAUUAGGUCAGGGAGACCCAUACCUAACGAAGAUCUUCAGAGAAAACUAGCUGAUGACUUGAGAGCAAUGGUCGCCGAUGAAUUUGUUAAGAGGCGGGAAGAGACUGAAUGGUUUGUUGAGGGGGAUUUUGAUACAUAUGUAUCCCAUAUUAGGGAGCCACAUGUGUGGGGAGGUGAGCCAGAAUUGUUCAUGGCAUCCCAUGUUCUUCAGAUGCCAAUAACGGUUUACAUGCGCGAUGAGGAUGCUGGUGGUCUGAUAGCAAUUGCAGAAUAUGGCCAGCAGUAUGGCAAAGAAGACCCAAUCCAAGUCUUGUAUCAUGGUUUUGGCCAUUACGACGCUAUACAGAUCCCAGCAAAGGUUGGUUCGAAGAGGAAGCUGUAG